AUGAAUGUCGUAUUUGAAAGUCUGACGCUGAACGUAACAACGAGAAUAGUGUCAGGAAAGAAAUCCCACGUGUUCCACGACAACAGUAUCAAUGAGGAGGAGGAGGUGGAGGAGACAAAACAGAUCGGACGGCUGAUCAAAGAGUUCAUGAAGUUGGCCGGCUUUUUUGUGAUCUCGGACAUCAUCCCACUCCUGGACUGGACCCGCGAGUUCGCAUGGAGCGUGAAGGCUAUGCGACGCGUGGAUGCCAAUUUCCAUUCCAUCUUGUCAAAUUGGAUAUCCCAACAUGAGGCGGUGCCUGCUGCUACUGCUGAUAGUCGCUGCCAUCAGGAUGUCAUCCAUGUUUUGCUAUCCUCUGUCAACUGCGAUUACUACGAUCCGGUGAUGGAAGAGUUGGAUCGGGAAUUUGGGCGGGAGAGGUGGGUACGAGAGGGAGACAUCCCAAACCUGGUGUACCUUCAAGUUGUGGUGAAGGAAACCCUUCGCCUGUAUCCAUCGGGUCCUCUAAGAGUCCCCCGCGAGGCGAAUGAGGAUUCUUGCAUCGCAGGGUAUCAUGUGCCUAAGGGCACCUGGGUGUUCCUAAACGUGCUAAGGCUACAUCGCAAUCCUGGGACUUGGAAUAGUCCGCUUGAGUUCAUGCCAUAG
Molecule: messenger RNA, 645 nt
Organism: Linum tenue
Lineage: Eukaryota; Viridiplantae; Streptophyta; Magnoliopsida; Malpighiales; Linaceae
Source: the annotation of a GenBank genome assembly